AUGGUUGCUGGAGGAAUUACCAAUAUUGGGAGUGUCCAGGCUUUUACCAACUCUUGGUGGAUUAUCAUUAUUGUUAUCGGGUUUUAUUCGGUUGAUGUAUUCUUUUUCAUCUCUGCCUUUCUUGCCAAGUAUUUAAUGAUUGGCAAAUUUCAUGGGAAAAGAUUCUUCAAUAUCCCGAUGGUGUAUCUACAUUGAUUGAUCAGAGUAGUCCCAACUUUGCUGUUGUUAUUUGCAAUUUUCUUCACAUCUUCCAGUUCCUAGGGUCGGCCUCUCUGGAAGAUAUACACUGAUGAUACCAUUGAAAACUGUCAACGUGGCUAGUGGUAGCCUAUAUUAUUUAUUUCAUCAUGGUACUUUAAAGGCAACUGCUUUGGACAACUUUGGUAUCUGUCAAACGAAAUGACUUACUUCUUGUUUGUCCCAUUCAUUGUCUUGGCUUAUUUGAAUUCCAAAUUGAUCGGAUACGUCUUGAUCGCAUUUUUCAAUAUUGCAAGAAUUGUGCUACCUUUUGUUUUUUCUCAUAUCAGAGGCCAUACUAUUACAAUUCUGAAAGACCCUGCGGUGGAUUAUAUUCAGCAGCUGUACAACUAUCCGUACACAAGAAUUGGAGCAUACAGUGUUGGAGUGCUUUUCGGAGUUCUAUUGCUUUGAAACUCUAAUAAUUCUUGAUUCUUAUGGUGAUAUUCAAACUUU
This is a messenger RNA of Moneuplotes crassus, 693 nucleotides long. The record is from the annotation of a GenBank genome assembly. Lineage: Eukaryota; Ciliophora; Spirotrichea; Euplotida; Euplotidae.